Drosophila ananassae is the source of this 2370-nucleotide messenger RNA. Its product is annotated as poly(U)-specific endoribonuclease homolog. NCBI's taxonomy places the organism in Eukaryota, Metazoa, Arthropoda, Insecta, Diptera, Drosophilidae. Gene Ontology annotation, molecular function: RNA endonuclease activity. The record is from RefSeq and is a predicted model, not a curated record. Bases 10 to 519 code for a protein of 169 amino acids. The transcript is spliced from 4 exons.
UUAAUUAAAAUGGACGCAGUGCCGCAGCAAACAAACAACAACAGCAGCCUCUUCGACGGAGAAAAAUGCCAGAAACUAAAGAGAUUCGUGAUUGUUGGCCUGCUGAUCACGAUUGGCAUCUUGAGUUGGCACUUUUACGAGUACUUCCACAGCAAACCGCUUCCCAAGGCGCCCGACGAUGUUCUGACCCUGUCCAAGAGUCUCUACGCGGAGGAGGUGGAGGUCAGUCCAUACCUCUACAAGGUGAACCUUCAAGGAAAGACCACAUCUGGUGCCCACGAUGAUCGUGCAUCCAAGAACCUCUUUGAACUUCAUCAGGAUUUGUUGGUUAGGGAUGCUAACUCCACCACCGCCCUGCUGAUGCGCCUCUUCGAUAACUAUGAGUUGGAUGUGGCCGUGGCUGAAAAAUCCACUCCUGAACAGGUGCAGGAGCAGCACGAUUUUCUGAGAGCUGUGAUGAACACCCGGGUGAUGAAGCUAACUAUGAGAUUUUUGGUGAACAAGGCUCACUAUCAGUAAACGAACCCGUAGAACUUACACCUCAUAGGCCACAGGCAACAACAAAAAUAUUUUCAAUAGUAAAUAAAUAAAUUUCUUUAAAAGAUGUCACACCACAAAAUACAGCAAGUAUUCUUUUGUUAAUUGAAGAGUGUAAUAAACUCAAUUGAAAAUAUUUGCAUAGAUAUGCCAGAAUACAAUAUUUCAAUUCACACUCACUGGCUAAAUUAUUGACUGCCGAGCAACUGCACAGAACGCUGAUUAAAUUCAAACUGAACACAAUUUCUUACCAGACUGGGCCUUAUAAAGAUUCUCGAACAUCGGAAACCAGUUCGGGAACAACAAUAGCUGCUGUUGUUAGCUAUUGUUGUUCCCGAACUGGUUAUCUUCGGUUCCAUCUAUCAUGAAGCCGAAGUAUUAGCAAUCAUUAGUAAAUAAACUUGGGAGAAAGUUAAGCUGUAGUCUGUAUUCUAUUUCUAUUUCCCAAUAUUUAACACGAAUUGCGUGAGAAAUAUUGAAGGUUGUCUAAGACAUUUUGUCUUUUAAAAAGAAGUUCUAAUCAAUAAAAAAAAGAAACUUAAUGACUUCAGGCUUAGUAGAGCUUUAGAUUACGAUGACGAAUCAUCAAAAUGUUGUUUCUAUAAAUUGUAUUAAUAUAAUUAAGGAAUUUAGUAUGUUUUAUAUUAAAACAUUUUCCAUGCUUUAUAAGUAUUGUGAAGAUAUGAAAUAAGAAGUUGAUUAUAAAUUUUAACAAUUCAUUUGAUUAUAUUUUUAGAACUCGUGUUAUUAAUUACUUCUAACUGCGUGCUAAAAAAAUUUGGUUUCCCUUUCGUUUCUUAUAAUUAAAAUUUUGCAUGUUACUUUUCAAAUUUCCAGUGACGAAUGUAGCUUCACACUCAACUUUUAAUGAUAUUAAUAAACAAUAUUUUGUAUUAAAUUGUAUACAUUCAAUGAUUUCUCAAGACGUCACUGCUUCCUGUUGGCGGUUUGUGGCCUGGACAACUAAUGUUUAGACCCGAUUUGGGUGUCAUUAAAUUGCAGUCGAGGUGGUCAUACAAAUGACGCGAUAUUUAACCAUACAAAAAAAUUGGUAAUUGCGUGAUUAAAUUAUUUGUUUAAAUAACCCCAAAGAGUACUCACUGAUUCUAGACACGUAGAGAAUUAUGAAUGUGUGUGAAUGGAUUGUUUAGGAAUUUUUAUACCUGCCUGGCCAUAUGUUGGCAUUUGGUAGAACUUUGUUUGAAUAAGCAAAGUAUUUAUUACCUCAACGAUUUAUAGUAACAAUUGGAAAUAAUAUUUCGUAGAAUAUGUUUCCUAUCUGCAGCUUAACUUCACAUUAAGGUUUUUAAACAAUACUUCAGCUUUCAAGCUAAAGAAUGUUGGACUUUCAUUUUUGUUUGAACAAUAAUAUAUUUACAUAUGUAACUGGCCACUUAUCGCCAUAUGCUGACCUAAAAUGAAAUAUCCAAAAAGUGGGGGCAACCUGAAUCCGCACCUGGGCAACAACGAGUCUCUGGCGAAGCAGACGACAAAAACAAACACAAACAGAUGAUCCCCCAGAGAGCAAAAAGGCCCCAACAGACAAAAAGAGCGGGAGAACGAGUUAUCCAUUUUGGGGGAAUUUUGUGCAUAAUGUGAGCAGUGGGAUCAGCGCUGGAGCAGAGCUAUCUCAGAGCAGUCUCGACCGUUGUUGUGAGCAGAUAAAACUCGAUCUCGCAGAAGGCAACUAUUGCCAAAAGAAGCUAAAAACAAAAACGAAGCGAGGGAGCAAACAAACAGCUCAAAAUCAAAUGUUUAACUAAUCAUUAAUUGUUUGUUAAUUUAAUUAAAAUGGACGCAGUGCCGCAGCAAACAAACAACAACAGCAGCCUC